AUGAAGUCCAAUCAUUCGCUGAAAAAUUUAAUUGCAGAAAACUCAAUUGGGAAUCGAAUCUGGUUUAACGUACCAACGUCCAACGGUCUCACUACUGUAAUGCUCGAUACAAAUAGAUGAAAGUCUAGUCAUGAAAAGUAGUUAUCUACAGUUACUGUAGAAAUUACGCAAUCACGUGUUUUAAUAUUAACUACUAUUUAACUAUAAAAUUGUAAUUAAAAAGUAGAUGAUCGAGAUUUUCUCGGCCACAGGUGUUUCCAACUGAAUGGUGUAUUUGGCGUGAUUAUGUAGGUUCAACUGGCCAUUUGCUUGGUGCAGCAGGCGCCAUUGAAGCAGUUUUUACAACUUUGGCUGUACAUGAGGUAUGUACAUUUAAUAUUUUUCUUUCUUCUUCCGGUUCCGUCUAGACGGAGCUUGAAAGUGUAUUUGAAUACCCUGAAUAUCCUGCAGUUCAACGUACUUUUUCACCCAAAAAGUCAUUGCUGUUUAAGUCGGAAUAGUAUAGUAGUAGUAUAUAUUUCCAAAUCCUAACACUAUCCCUUAAAAACCGUCCACAAUAUUUCUGAUAAAGUAUUGUCCAUUUAUUCUACUAAAAACCGUUUCUUGUUUUAGGGUGUUGCACCGCCAACAUUAAACUUACAUGAAGUAUCUUCAAAAUCUGAGUUUAAUUUGAAUUACGUUCCAAACAAAUGCGAGGAGUUGCUUGUUGGUAAAGGUAAAAGACGUAUCGCAUUGUCCAAUUCAUUUGGCUUCGGGGGAACUAAUGCUUGUCUUUGUAUUGGCGAAGUGCUAUGAAAUGUAUAAGACUUCAAAUCUUCAACUACGUUCCUAAAACAUUUGAAACAAAGUUGAUAACACUUGCAUGUCGUGCAAGGUUAUAGGAAAAGGACAUCUAGCCUCAUCCGCAGGCAUUUUCUUAGCGAACAGACAAAGCCGCACUAUACAGUAACCCAUCUCUGAUAACCCAUGUACAAGAGAUGCCUACGGAGCUUCAUAUAUAUAGACCUGGAAAGAGUUGGUUCCUGUAUUCUUUGCGUAUUGCAUAAGCAACACUGAAACCUGAGAACAUUUUCAGUUUUUCGCAUGCACUUUUUGAAUUUUUACUUUACAGUAAAAAUAAUUAAAACCAAAAUACUGUUAACUAUACUUUAUUGUUGCACAGUUACAUAAUUAUGGGAUAAAUGUACUGGCAAAUUUCUCAAUGUUUAUUUGAAAAAGACGAAUUCAAUAUGUGACGUCAUGACGCGGGCUCUCGUGCGCAAUGUUGGUACGUUGAGUUUACCUCAGUUGUUAAUAGAGUGCAUUAAGCUCCAUUAUGUAUUCCCUGGGGUCGGUUGUAUACGAAGGCAGGAUAACGCUAUCCACCGGAUAGUGAUUAUUCCAACCGUUGUAAAAAAUUAUUCACACUUCAAAGGCUAUUAAAGUACGGAUCCAUACCUCACAAUUCAUAAAAAGAAACUUUAAUUUACAAAUACUAAAGCUUAAUCUUGGUAAUACCUAUGUAUACGGAUAAUUUUAGAAAGCUUGAAAAAUUCACUAUUCGGUGGAUAGCGCUAUCCAGUCUUAACCAUAAAUAGGUAGUUUUAUGAUGUCUAUAGAUAGGUGAACCAGCAAUAAUAAAAUUAUAUAGCAAGGUG
Messenger RNA from Paramuricea clavata, 1637 nucleotides. Lineage: Eukaryota; Metazoa; Cnidaria; Anthozoa; Malacalcyonacea; Plexauridae. The record is from the annotation of a GenBank genome assembly.